Messenger RNA from Helianthus annuus (common sunflower), 1108 nucleotides. Its product is annotated as protein RER1B. Lineage: Eukaryota; Viridiplantae; Streptophyta; Magnoliopsida; Asterales; Asteraceae. The transcript has 5 exons. The coding region runs from base 244 to 828 and encodes 194 amino acids. The record is from RefSeq and is a predicted model, not a curated record. Gene Ontology annotation, cellular component: Golgi membrane. Gene Ontology annotation, biological process: retrograde vesicle-mediated transport, Golgi to endoplasmic reticulum; protein retention in ER lumen.
UUCGUUUUUAUGACGUAAGCGCCCGGACGAUACGACUUAUAUUGCGAUAAAUCGGCGAUUCCGUAUUUCUCUAGGCAAACACGCAGAUCCCGUUUUCUCAUCCCACCGACUUCUUCUCCGGCCACUCUAUCCGCCUCUUUCACCGUCAUCGGAGGUUUAGGAUUUAAACUAGAGUGAAGAUUAGGAAGUGUCGGUAAGAAGGAAAAAUCAGCAACGAGAACAGGAUUCUGAGGCUAAAUUUCAAUGGAGGGCGUUGGAGGUAGUAAUAGUGCAUCAGCUGCUACUUUGGAUCAAUGGAGGCAGUUUUCCAUGCGUUUUCAGUUUUACUUGGAUAAAACUACUCCACAUGCGGUUUAUAGGUGGAUUGCCACUGCAGUUUUACUGGUUCUAUAUGCAGUGAGGGUUUAUUAUGUGCAAGGGUUCUACAUUAUCACCUAUGGUCUGGGAAUCUACAUACUGAACCUGUUGAUUGGGUUUCUGUCACCACUGGUUGACCCUGAACUGGAACCUUCUGAUGGCCCCCUGCUACCUACUAAAGGCUCAGAUGAGUUCAAGCCUUUCAUCCGACGGCUGCCUGAGUUCAAGUUCUGGUACGCUAUCACAAAGGCUUUCAUCAUAUCAUUCUUGAUGACUUUCUUCUCUAUGUUUGAUGUCCCCGUCUUUUGGCCUAUACUACUUUGUUACUGGUUUGUGCUAUUUACCCUCACAAUGAAACGCCAGAUCAUGCACAUGAUCAAAUACAAAUAUGUCCCUUUCAAUAUCGGAAAACAGAAAUACGGUGGUAAGAAAUCUUCAGCUGGGAGCAGCAGUGGCUCACGUGCAGAUUGAAGCGGUUUGAGAGGGGGAAGGGGUUGUUCUUAAUCUUUUGGGUUCCAAAUGAUGAUAUUGAAGAAACAAAAAAAAGAUAAUGAAUUCAGAACGUUUGAAAUAUUUGAAAACCGUAAUAGAUUUAGAUUAUAAUAUGAUAGAUUCGAUUCGUGUACAAACAUGACGAUGAAUGUGUGUUACUACUACUACUUCGUUCACACAUUUAUUUUGGCUUGUUUUUCUUUUAAAUGUUUUUAAACAUUGUGCUAUAUUAUCAUCCACCAAUUUGCUCUGUCGGUUA